This is a messenger RNA of Naegleria lovaniensis, 1539 nucleotides long. RefSeq lists its product as uncharacterized. Gene Ontology annotation, molecular function: zinc ion binding. The record is from RefSeq and is a predicted model, not a curated record. Gene Ontology annotation, cellular component: nucleus; cytoplasm. Lineage: Eukaryota; Heterolobosea; Eutetramitea; Acrasida; Naegleriidae. The transcript has a single exon. The coding region runs from base 1 to 1539 and encodes 512 amino acids.
AUGAUUUCUCUCAAUGAUGUUGAUAAGAACAAAACAGAAAAUGCUGUUGAAGAUUCAAUAAGUACCACUCUCAACGAUGUGGAUGAUCAUCAAGCCUCAUCUUCAUCAUCCUCUACUCAACAACAACAAGAAACCGUAGAACAACAAUUUACUUCAUCGGAAGAGCCUCUUUUCCAUAAUUUAGGUGCUGAUGAUAAUAUGCCUUUGGAGAUUGAAAGUUUUUGCGUUGGAUGUGAGAAGAAUGGUGUUACACGUUUGUUAUUUACCAAAAUUCCUCACUUUAGAGAAGUAAUUAUUUCAAGCUUUAGUUGUCCUCAUUGUGGUUUGAGAAAUCAAGAGGUUCAAUUCGGAGGCUCUUAUGGUUCUUAUGGUGUUACAGUCACCUUGCACGUUGAAAAGAAGGAAGAUUUGAAUCGACAAAUUGUCAAGUCUGAUUAUGCUACUUUGAGAAUACCAGAAAUUGAUUUUGAAAUUCCAGAAAACACUCAAAAGGGCACAUUGACCACUGUUGAAGGAGUAAUCUCAACAGCUAUUGAAAACUUGUUGGAAAAUCAACCAGCUAGAAGAGUGGUACAGCCAGCUGUUGCAGCAAAGAUUGACGAAUUUAUUGAAAGAGCAAGAAAAUUAAUUUCUGGAGAAGCUUUCCCAUUCACUCUGAUUAUCGAUGAUUAUUCUGGAAAUUCUAACAUUGAAAAAUUAGUCACACCACACGAUCCUCAAAUCUUAAUGAAGCAUUACGUUAGAAAUACGGAACAAACUGAAAAGAUGGGUCUUUCUCUUGGAGCUCAACAUUACUUAGAGGGACAACAACAGCAACCAGAGGCAACAAAGCCCACAGCAACAAGUAGCAAUGAGAAGCAACUACUUGCUAGUUUUUCAUCGAUCAUUACCAACGAGAAAGAUGCUGAAUUGCUUCAAGAAAAGUUGAGCACGCCAGAUGAAAUUUUCACAUUCACCGAAAAGUGUUAUGGCUGUGGUACUGAGGGUAUUUUGAGAAUGAUGCCUCUCGUUGUUCCAUACUUUAAAGAAAUUAUUUUAAUGGCAUUCAAAUGUGAUCAUUGUGGAUACAAGACAACUGAGGUUAGAGCAGGAGGUGCCAUUUCUCCACAAGCUACCAAGAUCACUCUCAAAGUUUCCAAUCCUGAAGACUUGAGUAGAGACAUUUUGAAGAGCGAGACAGCUUCAUUAGACAUUCCAGAACUUGAAUUGCACGUUGCUCAAGGUUCUCUAGGUGGUAAAUUUACAACUGUUGAAGGUCUUUUGAUGAACAUUAAGGACAAGCUCACUGAGGUCAAUCAAUUUAGAGUGGGUGACAGCACCAGAGAAAAGGAAACGUUUAGUCGAUUCUUGGCUACACUCGAUGACAUGCAAAACGGAAAGCUCCUCCCUUGGACUCUUAUUAUUGAUGAUCCUGUCUCCAACAGCUAUAUUCAAAAUUUAUUCGCUCCUGAUGACGAUCCAUUCUUGACCAUUGAGCACUAUGAUAGAACAUUUGAACAAAAUGAAGAUCUUGGAUUGAACGAUAUUAAGACAGACUAA